AUGGGUCGCGGCGGCGGGAUGGGGAACCCGGUCAACGUGGGCAUCGCAGUGCAGGCAGACUGGGAGAACCGCGAGUUCAUCUCCAACAUAUCCCUCAACGUCCGACGCCUCUUCGACUUCCUCCUCAGAUUCGAAGCUACGACAAAGAGCAAGCUGGCAACUUUGAACGAGAAGCUUGACAUCCUAGAGCGGAAGCUGGAGGUGCUUGAAGUUCAAAACCUUCAGCUGCAGCUGCCCGUUCAGGAUCUGAGCCUGAGAGGGAGAUCUUUCAUCAGCAAGCCCACCAACAAGGUGAUGGUGAUGCACCACCAGUGCCCUGCAGCUGCAUCUUCGUCGUCUUCACCAGCUGCUAGAGGCCUUCAGGUUCCCCAUCCCAGCAGGACGCGUCCUCGUGCCCUCGUUGCGGUCAGAGCGACCGGCAGUAGUGACGAUGCAUCAUCAGGAGGUGAGUCGUCGUCAAGUGGUGGCGGGGAAGAAGAGGACGAUGAGGAGAAGCAAAACUACAGCAGCGACAAGGAGGGCAGCGGCGGUAGGUCGUCGUCGGGCGGCGGCGGCUUGUCCCGGGACGAUCUGGAGCGCCUGGUCGGAACUGACGACGAUGCCAAGUUCAAUGGGUUGGAUCUUGCAAACCUCAUCAGGAAGAAGUACGGCAGGUCGUACGAUGUAACUUUGAUAAAGAAGGAGUUCAUGGGAAGGAAUCUGCUGGCCAUGAAUGUGAUGUGGAAGUACAGGGAGCAAAGAUCGUUCCCGCUGAGCGAGGAGGAGUACCUGCUGCGUCUGGACGACGUGGCCAACACGCUCAAGUGCUGGGGAGCCGUGGCGCACGUGCGCAACACGCUGGAGAAGCUCAAGGAGAGGCCGCGCAUCGGCAAAGCCGUCAGCAUCUUCAUCGACAUGGACCAGACCGGAGGACGCUCCAACGAGUGGAUCUACAAGUAG
Molecule: messenger RNA, 939 nt
Organism: Miscanthus lutarioriparius
Lineage: Eukaryota; Viridiplantae; Streptophyta; Magnoliopsida; Poales; Poaceae
Source: the annotation of a GenBank genome assembly